Molecule: messenger RNA, 965 nt
Organism: Drosophila takahashii
Lineage: Eukaryota; Metazoa; Arthropoda; Insecta; Diptera; Drosophilidae
Source: RefSeq, a predicted model, not a curated record
UAGAAAUCCAGUUUUGAAGAAUGCUUUUGUAAACAAGCCUAUGGGUUCGGUAAACUCGGAUUGACACACUUGAGGGUUUAGAGUUCAGAGCUCUAGGUACUGCGAAUAACUGGAUUAAUGGAACGCUCAAGUUGAACGUUCCUGGCCUGCAUAUACCAUAUAUGUAGCUUGAGAUUUAUGGCUUGCGUUAGUAUAUUUAUAUUUUUUAAUUAGCCGCUUACCAGUGAUGCCAUUGCAGUGCUUAUCUUUUAAUUAAUUUCUAAUUAAAAUGGGUUUCUUGUUAAGUUUAAAAUGUUGGACUCGGCUUCUACUGCGCCGAAUGUGGGUAUAAAACCGUAAAGUUUCCUGUGAAGUGGCAUCAGUUGGCUUCCGAGUACGAAGCAAAUAUUUCUUAGUAAAGGAAGCAUGGCCCUGCGUUUCAUUGUUGCAUUCAGUGCUUGGUUGGUCCUGGCCCAAGGAUCAUUCCUACACGGAUCUCUGAAUGAAGCCCACCAAUCAGACAUUGUUGGUGCUGAAGCGGAGGUUCCCCAGGAAGGAUAUUUGCCUGCUGAGGAUGCCGUUGAGCCCCAUUCCCAUCACCACCAGGAGUCGCACCACCUCAUCCACGGCGCUCACAAUCACCAUUAUCACCACGAGUUCCCACAUCACCAUCAUCACUUGGAGGGCCCACACCACGGAGUACAUGGAUCCCAUCAUCAUGGAGUUCACCACGUGCAUCAUCAUCGCAACUGCCAUGCGACCAUCCAUUGUCCCAGGACCCACAGUCCGACUUAUGCCACCGAUGGACAUCUCUGCUAUCAUGUGGAAAACUCCUGUGAACUUGCAAUUUUGAACUGCCUGCGCCGCAAUGAACUGAAGCCACUCCUGAGACACAUCAGUGGGCACGAAUGCCAUCAUCUGCCCAGCGCUCGCAGAUCCCACUAAACCUUAAAUAUGUACUGAACAUAACUGAAGCUCUGACCAUA